This is a messenger RNA of Xyrauchen texanus (razorback sucker), 2745 nucleotides long. RefSeq names its product Ro60, Y RNA binding protein (gene ro60). The transcript has 9 exons. The record is from RefSeq and is a predicted model, not a curated record. Gene Ontology annotation, molecular function: RNA binding. NCBI's taxonomy places the organism in Eukaryota, Metazoa, Chordata, Actinopteri, Cypriniformes, Catostomidae. Gene Ontology annotation, cellular component: ribonucleoprotein complex.
UACGCUGCCCACAAAUGUUGUCUAUCUUGCUCUCUAGGUUUCGUUUAUCUCUGUCAAUAUCCUCGCUCUUCUCUGGCUUGAGUCUGAUUUUCAGGGAGGAGCUGCAACUCUUUAGACGACCAAGACAACAACAGCGCAAGACAACAGCAGGACUGAAGGAGAGUUAAUUAUGGAUCCAGCAUCUCACCCAGAACAGCCAUCAGUUGUUAAUGAACAGGCGCUGAACUCAUCAGGCAGAUCCUUGACUGCAGCUGUUUGUCUGCGCCGCUUCCUUUGUCAUGGCUUUGAAACCGCCACAUACAACACUAAAGAGCGUCCACUGGGCAUUGAAAAUGCCCUGUUCCUAAUGCAGUUCAUUGAGGGUGGACAGGGUGGUGAGGUGGUGGAGGAGAUCAGACGCCUGAAUUCAGAGGGCCACACCGUCCGACCCAACCCCAGCCUGUUUGCCCUGGCUGUCUGUUCGCAGCACACAGAUCACAACACCAGAGAGAGUGCUUUACGGGCGCUGAAGGAUCUUUGUCAAGCACCCGCACAGCUCUUCACAUUUGUGCAGUAUAAAAAAGAGCUGAAAGAGGGAUCUGGGAUAUGGGGUCGAGCUCUGCGGGCCGUGACAGAUUGGUACAACAGCCAAGAUGGCUUGAUCCUGGCGCAGGCCAUGACCAAGUGCAAGUACAGAGCAGGCUGGUCUCACAAGGACCUUCUUAGACUGUGCCACAUGAGGCCAAAAAAUGAUAGUGAGUGUCUUUUAGUGUCAGACUGUUGGAAAGGAGUUCAGGAAGCGUAUGGUGAUAAAGAGUAGUCGGAGGAUGUGCAGAAGGUUUUUGCAUAUCUGGAGGCUGUGGAAAGAGCCAAGCACUCUACUGAUGAGCUGGAGAUCAUUCAUCUUAUAGAGGAGCAUCGGCUAGAGAAAGAGCAGAUUCUAACCAACCACCUGAAGUCCAAAGAGGUAUUGAAAGCUUUGCUGAAAGAGAUGCCCCUGCUUGUUCUAAUGAAGCAUUUAGGGAAGUUGACAGCGGACAAAGUUCUGACACCAGGAAGUUCAGAUGUUGCAGCUGUUUGUGAGAGGAUUCAGGAUGCGACGGCUCUGAAGAAGGCCAAAACACACCCGUUCAAUGUUCUCGCGGUAUCUGAAAACUAUAAGCGAGGUCACGGGAAGCGUGGCAAAUUGAAAUGGGAGCCAGACUGCGACAUCAUUCAAGCCCUGGACCGUGCCUUCUGCAAAAGUAUUUCUAAUGUGGAGUCCACAGGCAAGCAAUUUCUGGUGGCAGUUGAUGUAAGUUCUUCACAGAGCAGUGUGGCCGACGGCAGCUCCAUCGGCACUGUGGCAAUAGCAGCAGCAAUGUGUAUGGUAUUUGCACAAACGGAGCCAAACACAAAGGUUGUGGUCUUCUCUGAUGGAGCUGUGGUUCCCUGUGACAUAUCUUCUGAUAUGUCUCUAAUGCAGGCAGCAGCACAGCUCAUCCAGACUCCUGGUGUUAGUACAGACUGUGCCUUGCUCAUUACCUGGGCCUCAGAGAAUGAUAAAACUGUGGAUAUCUUCAUCAUUUUCACUAAUAAUCAAACCUUUAAGAGGGCAAAUCCAGCAGAGACACUUCAGACAUAUAGACAAAAAACUGGUAUAUUUUCCAAACUGAUUGUGUGCGGGAUGAUUGCUAGUUCCCUAGCCAUCGCUGACCCUGAAGACCGCGGCAUGCUCGACAUAUGUGGCUUUGACUCUCGAGUUGUCGACGUCAUCCGUAACAUUGUACUUGAUGCCAUUUAAAAUGAUAUUUUAACGUAGUUUGUAGCAUGAAGUACAUUCUCAAAGGAAGUAAGCAGCGUUGCACCGCUCCUUGGUAGAACAUGCAAAAAGACAUAUUAUGUCAUAUGUUUUUGCCUUUUGGAAACAUGGUAUAAACCAAUAUACAGCAAGCUGGACUAGAUUCAAAGAAAAUCAUGGAGAGCAAAUGAAUGAAAAGAUAAUUUUAUAAUUUCUUUUAUUUUUUAUUUACCUGGUCCAGUUGCAAGUUGAAAAUGUUUUGCUUUUUCCCAAUAGCAUAGUUCAUGUCAAAUAGGAUUUUACAAGUACUUGUUUAGUUUUAAGUUGAAAAAUGUUUGUCACAGACCUUCAUUGGAUGUAAUGUUCUGCUGUAUCUUUAGAGGCCUUGCUUAUGUGUAAAGAUUAUUUUCUUUAUUCGUGUCUUGUUUUGUAGUGUGUAUAAAUGUGAGGUUCUUAGGGGAGUAGUUCACACAAAUAUCCAACCGGCAUGAAUUUAUUCUUCUGUGGAACACAAAGAGAGAUGUCAGGAGGGAUGUUAGCCUCAGUCACCAUUCACUUUCAUUGUAGUGUGUGUAAGUGAUGACAGAAUUGUCAUUUUUGGGUGAACAGUCCCUUACAGUGCACCAUCAUUAUUCUACAAAAACUUAAAUACAAAUAAAACGGAGCAAAAUAAGUUUGCAAAGUCAAGAGAAAUCUGAUAUUCUCAAAAAACCCAUCUAGCCUAAAUGACUAGACUCGUCAGUAAUGCUUUCAUGUUGAAAGUGAUUUGUUGCCCAGUAACUUGAUAUAUGAAAUCAAAUAACCUUUUAUUAUGAUUCAAGAGAGGCUUGACUCUCAAGUCUGUUUAAGUUUAAUUGUUUAAUACAUUUUUAAUACAUACGUUUAAUACAGGUUUAUGACCUCAUAAGGUCUUUUAGCACAGCAUUAUAUGAUUAUAUAAAUGACUUAAUACAAGAAUUGUAGUUUUUAAAGCCAAAAAUACUGUU